UUUUUACGCAACCGAGAGAGAAAAUACAGAAAAAGAAGAAGAAGAGAGAGAGAUGGCUGCAUACAUUGACAUGUCGAGGGUUCCUUACAUCCCUGGGAGGUUGCACGCGACCAACCAUCCCUACCAGAGGUACGGUCCAAAGGGUUUCAUGGAAAUCAAGGUCCUUCCCAACGACGACCUCUACGUCCGCGUCGACUUGCCCGGUGUUCCAGACAACGCGAUUCGCUACAGAGUCGACGCCGUGAGACAAAAGGUUGUCUUUUUCUCCGGCGAAGAAACCCUCGGCGACGGCGACGUUCGUGAGUACUCUGGAACCGCCGGUCUUGGCUGUGACUGCUGCGUGAUCACCGGCGUGGAGGCCAAGAUGAAAGAUGGAGUCUUGAGGAUGAUUCUCUCAAGGGUCAAGGUGAAGGACCAUGACAACAAGUGUACUCACUUUCUGCCUCCUAACACAGGCAAAUCUGGAAGAUACGAUUUAAGUGAAUCUCCAUCUCCAUAUAACAUGGUUGAAGUGGAGGAUCAUCCGUUUGUGGUGAAAGGUCGCAAGAGCGUACUCGCUACAAAAGGAUCGUCUGAUGGAUGUCAUCACUUUUCGGUGGAUCUGCCAGGAGUAUGUAGUGACGACAUGUUCGUGCUUCCUAACGAGAACGAGAUCAAGUUCUAUGGUGAGAACAAGGAGGUGUAUGAGCAUGACGAGAGUUGCCGUAUUUUCCUUGGAGCCAUCAGCAAGCUUGCAUUUUGUUCCGAUGGGACUCCAGUUUUGAGCCACGACAUCGCUUGGGAUGCAGAGUUUGGUGUUCUCAAAGUGCGUGUUUCACCACCUCCUCCCAACAGCAACAAUGAGUAAUCAUCGUCACUCUUUAACAUAUCUUCGUACGUUUUUCUUUUCACUGUUUUAGUAUUUUGGGAGACCUUAAUUAUGAUUGAAGUUUUAGUUAUGUGUGUGUACUGUUUUU
This is a messenger RNA of Brassica oleracea var. oleracea, 956 nucleotides long. RefSeq lists its product as uncharacterized. The coding region runs from base 53 to 847 and encodes 264 amino acids. Lineage: Eukaryota; Viridiplantae; Streptophyta; Magnoliopsida; Brassicales; Brassicaceae. The transcript has 3 exons. The record is from RefSeq and is a predicted model, not a curated record.